Brugia pahangi is the source of this 4533-nucleotide messenger RNA. The record is from the annotation of a GenBank genome assembly. Lineage: Eukaryota; Metazoa; Nematoda; Chromadorea; Rhabditida; Onchocercidae.
AUGGAUCGACGAAUGCAAACAAAAAUUUUAACACAUAAUUGUCCACCGUAUGCAUUAGUAUAUACAAAUAAUGCUAUUAUAAUUGGUGGAUGUGAUCAACGAAUAGUAUCGUAUACCGAAAAUGGCCAAUUAUUACAGCAAUUUGAUUACUGUAAUGAGAUAGAUCAUGAGAAAGAGUUUACUGUAGCUGUUCGUGACACAUUUGGACAAAGUGUCAUUUUUGGAAGUUUUGAUAGAGUACGACUUUAUUCAUGGAAUUCUCGACGAGGUGCUUUAGAUGAAGGUAAACCAUUAGAGAUUCGUUACUUAUAUACAAUUAGCGCAUUAGCAUGGAGUCCAGAUGGUUCAACUAUUGCAGUGGGUACAUUAUGUGGUGCAGUGAUAAUCUUAGAUUGUUGUUUAAAACAUUUCAUACUGAAAGGACAUUUUGAAACAAAAUAUGUUUCUCCCUCACAAGUUAUUAUUAAAGAUACAUCUACUGAACAACAUGUAACAAUUCAUUCUUCUAAAGGAUUACCUAUUAAUGAAAUUAAAAUAAUGGGACAUGAUCGAUAUGUGAUUGCUUAUACAACAAAUACACUGAUAAUUGCUGAUAUGAGGAGUGGUUAUUGCAGUGAAAUUGAAUGGCAAAGUGCUGGUAAUGAGAAAUUCUAUUUUGAUAACGAAAAUGUUUGUAUGAUAAUUAAUGCUGGUGAGGUAAAUUUGGUAGAAUAUGGAAAUAAUGAGAUAAUUGGUUGGAUUCGAACAGAGCUCAUAUCAACACAUCUCAUUUCAGUACGAAUUACAAAACAACAACUUAAAAAUAUAAAUAUUAUAAAGCGUGUUGCUUAUCUGCUUGAUUUGAAUACCAUUUCAGUGGUUGAUUUAAUAAGUCAACGACAGAUUGCACAAUUUACGCAUCCAGUAUACAUCGAUUGGCUUGAGCUUAGUGAAAUGGCAACAAAAUUAUUGUUUCGUGAUAAGAGAUCUCGAUUAUUGCUAGCUGAUAUCAAAAGUGAUCGAAAGAUAUCAUUGUUGGAUUAUUGUAGUUAUGUUCAAUGGGUUCCUAAUAGUGAUGUUAUUGUAGCUCAAUCGAUUGAUCAACUUUGCAUUUGGUAUCAAGCAGAAAAUCCUGAUGAAAUGGUAAUGAUACCUAUAAAAGGUGAAAUUGAAACUGUUCUUCGUGAUGAAUCUAGAACUGAAGUUAUUGUUGAGGAAGCAAAUGAAAAAGUUGCUUAUGAACUUGAUCAAACACUUAUCGAAUUUGCUUCCGCUAUUGAUCGAUUUGAUUUUGCUCGAGCAAUUGAUUUUUUAGAGAAACGAGAAGACGAGGAAUAUGAUACAACAGUACUAUGGCGUCAACUUGCUCAGGUUGCAUUAUCACAACAACAAUUAUUGAUUGCACAACGAUGUUUCGCAGCAUUGGGUGAUAUUUCUCGAGUGCAAAUGCUUGUGGAAAUGAUUCGAAUUGCUGAUGAAAUAACGAGAAAUACCGGUGAUGAUGGAAAAAAUAAUUAUAAAGUUCAAGCACGUCUAGCUCUUAUGAAUAAAGAUUUUCGAGAAGCUGAAAGAAUUUAUCUCGAACAGAAUGCAUUAGAUGAAAUUAUUGAAAUUUAUCAGCAAAUUGGCAAAUGGGAUGAAGCAUUUGAGUUAGCUCAAUCACAAAAUCAUCCAGACUUGGAAACUGUUAAAGCACGAUACUAUCGUUAUUUAUUUGAUACAGGUCAGGAUGGAAAAGCUGCACAAAUAUCAGAACGUGAUGGUGAUUUGCUUGUUGCAAUUGAAUUAUAUUUGAAAGCUGGUUUGAUCAUUCAAGCUGCUCGUAUCCUUUUGCAAAAUUCAAAACUUUUAUUUAAAGAUGAUUUAGUACAAAGUGUUAUUACAGCAUUGAUACAAUCUGAUCAAUUUGAAAAAGCUGGUGAAUUAUUUGAAGCAAUAAAAAAUUUUGAACAAUCAUUGGAAAAUUAUCAAAAAGGAAAAAGUUAUGCAAAAGCUAUUCAGCUAGCACGAAUACAUUUUCCGGAAAAAGUUAUUUCAUUGGAAGAGGAUUGGGGUGAUUAUUUGAUUGCAGAAGGAAAUUAUGAUGCAGCAAUAAAUCAUUUUCUUGAAAGUGGAAAAACAGCAAAAGCACUUGAAGCAUCAAUUAAAGCAAAACAAUGGAGUAGAGCUGCACAAAUUGUUGAUGUAAUUGAAGAUAGCGAACUGGCAAAACGAUACUAUGGCAAAAUUGCUGAUCAUCAUGCAAGUAUUGGUGAUCUUGAGCGAGCUGAAAUGUUAUACAUUGAAGCAAAAAUGCAUCGAGAAGCAAUCGAAAUGUAUAAUAAAGCUUCCCGAUGGGCUGAUUCAUAUCGGUUAGCUACAGAAUUUAUGGGAGUUGAGAGUGAUCAAAUGUAUGAAGAAUUAGCACAAACAAUGGAAAAUAGUGGUCGUUUAAAGGAUGCAGAGCAGCUAUAUAUUGCAAUUGGACAAGUUAAUAAUGCUAUUGCAAUGUAUAAGAAAACAGAUCGAAUUGAUGAUAUGAUAAGAUUGAUGGAAAAAUAUCAUAUCGAGAAUGUCAAAGAAACUCAUCUUCAAGUGGCAAUUGAUUUGGAGGAAAAAGGUAAUUUACGAGAAGCAGAAGAGCAUUAUUUACUUGCUAAUGAAUGGAAAAAAGCAGUUAAUAUGUAUCGUAAUGCUGAAAUAUGGAAUGAUGCUUAUAGGAUUGCUAAACAGGAAGGUGAUGAUAUGGCACAAAAACAGAUUGCAUUUUUGUGGGCAAAAAGUUUAAAUAGUGAUGCAGCAGUGAAAUUAUUGCAGAAAUUUAAAUUACUAGAUGAAUCGAUUGAUUAUGCAUGCGAAAAUGGAGCAUUCGAUUUUGCAUUUGAUUUGUGUCGUUUGGAAGCAAAAAAUCGUUUACCAUCAGUGCAUUUCAAAUUAGCACAACAAUUGGAAGAGGAAGGUGAAUUUGAAAAAGCUGAAAUGCAUUUUAUAGAAAGUGGUAAGCCUAAAGAAGCUAUAUUAAUGUAUAUUCAUGAUCAAGAUUGGGAAAAUGCUGAACGAGUUGCAAAAAAGCAUAGUCCAGAAACAUUAUCUAUAAUUAAAACAUUAGAAGAGGAAUUUGAUCAAGUACAGCUAAAAUCUGGCGCAAAAGGUAUUUUAUCAUUUAUUGCACAAGCACGAGAUUGGGAAAGUGAAGGUGAAUAUAUUCGAGCUAUUCAAUGCUAUCUAAAAGUAAAGGAUUCAGAGACAGCUGAUACUGAUACAGUUGUAAAUGCUUUAAAACGGGCUGGAGAAUUAGCAAUAAAAUUUCUCUCAGAUGAUGUAACUUCUGCAAUUGUUGAUGAAAUUGCAGAAAUUUUCAUUCAUUUGAAACGGUUUAUUGAAGCAGCUGAAUUAUUUUUGGCAUCAAAUCAACCGGAUAAUGCUAUUAAAGCAUUCUUGCUUGGUGGACAAUGGUCAAAAGCUAAAAAAUUAGCUAUCGAAUUUGUUCCGGAUUUAGCCGAUUUUGUGGAUGAAAAAUACCGGGAAUCAUUGAAACAGCAAGGUCGAUUAGGUGAAUUAAUGGAUGUUGAUAUUGUUAGCGCUAUUGACGCAUUACUGGAACAUGGUCAGUGGGAAAAAGCGCUUGAAAUAGCACAUCAACAAAAACAUCAACCAUUGUUGGAUAAAUAUGUCGCAUUAUAUGCAACCGAAUUAAUUAAACAAAUGAAAUAUGAUGAAGCAUUGAUUACAUUUGAAAAAUAUGGUGCAUCUUCAAAUUCUAACAAUUUUAACAUUUAUCAAAGACUUAUUGAAGAAGUUAUUAACGUACGUAAUAUGAACAAUCCAAACGUUUAUAGAAAAUGGGCAACUUUACGAAAUGUUCUUCUUAUGGUAUGUAAUGGUAUGAAUACUAAAGAGAAGCAAAAAGAGUUAUUUAAUAGAUAUUUGGAGAUUGCUCAUUAUGGUGCAUUACGUUCAGCUAUUCUCGAAUAUACUGGAACAGAGAUAGAACGUAUCGUAGCUCAAAUUACGAUAAGCUUUAUUCGUUAUAGUGAUAUUAUGCAAGCUGAUAAAGUUUUUUAUGAAGCUGGGAUGGCAUGCAGAAAAUUGGGUACCACAAAAGAACGCUUAGCAUUUAUACUUUUAAAUCAUUAUCUUGAUUUAUGUGAUGCAAUUGAUGAUCAAAAUCCAUCAGCUAUUGAUUGCUCCAUUUUUGAUGGCACUGAUAUACCACAACAAAUAUUACUUCCUGCAACAAAAUAUACAUCUGAUGAUGAAUAUGAAGAAGUAAAAGAAUGGGUGUUAGCAAUUUCGAUGGAGCAAAGUAUAGAACGAAAUUUACCCUAUGAUAAUGAUGGUAAUUUUGAAGUAAGCUUAUUUGAUGCAAAUGGUAUAUCUCAUCCAGCAUGUCUUAUUUCAGGUUAUCCAACAUAUGGAAAUGUUAAAGAAUUUGGAUCAUCUGGUAGAGUAGCCGAUCGUGAUACAUGGAGUUGUUUCAUUAUGGCACAAAAGACAAAAUCAACUGAAAAUAUAAGCGAUGUAUUACAGUUUAUAGCAAAAUGGACACAAACAACAGCAUCAUUAUCAUUAUAA